Messenger RNA from Salvia splendens (bonfire salvia), 927 nucleotides. Its product is annotated as glycosyltransferase-like KOBITO 1. The transcript is spliced from 4 exons. Bases 1 to 435 code for a protein of 144 amino acids. NCBI's taxonomy places the organism in Eukaryota, Viridiplantae, Streptophyta, Magnoliopsida, Lamiales, Lamiaceae. Gene Ontology annotation, biological process: cellulose biosynthetic process; response to abscisic acid. The record is from RefSeq and is a predicted model, not a curated record.
AUGCUGGAUUUUGAUAGAUCUGCUUUUAUAAUUGCUUCAACAGCAACUGAGGAGGAGAUGCUAAACUGGUACCGCGAGCAUGUUGUGUGGACUGAUAGGGCUCUAAAUUUGAAAUUGUUGAGAAAAGGAAUCUUAACGCGCAUCUAUGCUCCCAUGACAAUCAUCCAAGGGUUAAGAGAGUCUGGCAUCUUCGGGUCCAUCAUUGCUUCUGCUCAAGGAUCGCUAUCAAAGGAAAAUUUCUUAUCAUCCAUUGAGAGCAGUAAUUCCUCCAGGGCUUCCGCAUCCAGAUUGCUCGGUUCAAGAAAGAUAGGCAGGGAUAGAGUCUCUCAGUCAGCAGCUAGAAAAGCCCUACACAGAGACAUCUCUUCCGAUGAAUCUGCCAUCCCACCAUUAUCUCCCCCAUUAAUGGAUGAAGACGCCCAGAUUGAAGCGUGAUUUCUCCUGCACGAUUGCUGCUCUUUUUCUUUCUGUAAGAUGGUGUAGAUUGCCCUCGUUGGUGUGAGGCGUACAAGUAGGGAAAGAUUUGAGCAAGCAUUUCAAUAGCAGAGGUUGUGUUUGGAUCUGUGGCUAUUCCCGAUCAUUACCCAAGCGGAGGUUGUAUAUUAUAUCAUAGACACGGGGGAGAGACAAGGCGAGGUGGGAAAAGGACUCUCAUUAACUUCAUUCUUCAGAUGUCGACUGAUGUAUAGAAAUGAAGUGAAUCCAUCACCAGAUUUCCUUCUCCAUUUUUGUUGCAUAGUGUAGUGCAAUUGCAGAUUUGCAUUUUACAUGAAUCAUUAUUUUAGGAGGUCCUUUGAUCUGCCUUAUUCUAUACCAGCUUCUUUCUUGUGAUGUUACUUGCUGCUAUUGCUCAUAUGUACAAGCACAAAUUUCACAGCUACAAUAUAUUCUCUCCAUCCCAUAAAAAUAUGUGUACUUUUAUUUUCA